AUGGCUCGGCCAGUCGCAGAGCCCAAGAAGGCACGACCGGCAAGCGCAAGACAGAUCUACAAGUCACAGCAAGCUUCGGUCCAGCCUCAGCCACCCGUUGCUCUCCAAACUCCAGGGGACCCUCCUGUGAAGGUCCAGAGAGCUGAGAGGCCAGCUGUGCCCGUCAUCGCUCGUCCUACAGUGCCCCAAAGCGCAUCGACUGUCUCUCCGACGCCUUCACAAGAUGCCCUACUUGCGCCCCGACCGGAUGACACGAUGGCUGAGCCACAGGGACGUAUCAGAGUAUCGACAAAAGUGCUUGUGCUCCACUCAUCUAGUCCACGAAGAACAGCAAGUCUAGUUUGCCUCGACGUGGACGAGUCUGUACUCCUGCUCGGGACUGCUCAGAUGACGAUACUGCGAGGAUCGGCAACUUCUGCCUGUGCGAGGUUGACGAGGAACAGUCCGACUCUACGACUUCACGCGUCCUCUCUGCAGCCUAUCGUGCCUUUGACCGCUCUGCCCGGUUCGAGCAGUGCUCCUGCUCUUUCCGUACAAAGCGAGCUAUCAGAGCGAGGGUACAAGCUGCCGGAGUCCGAUGAAGCCAUCCGACGCGCUAGCACUGUCGUCCUCUUCGAAGAUCUGAACGAUGGCAGUAGAGGCAUAGAGCAACUCGCUCGUUCAGCCGGUAUACUCAGCUCACGCUCCAUCUGGUCAACUCAGCCUUACGCUCAAAAGGCUACGUACGAAUUUGUCAGCCUCGACGACAUUGCGCAAAACAGUCUCUCUCUACUCGAACUGAGUGCUACUUGGUCAUCUGCUCUCGAGAGACUGCAUACCGGCACAUCAGACAUCGGGCUACGGGUCAUGAUAGAGGGAGGGAAGCGCGUAGGCAAGUCGACCCUGAUGAAACUCGCAGUCAACCGCCUGCUCGAAAAGCAUGCGAGUGUGGCAGUUCUCGAUACAGACAUGGGUCAAAGCGAGAUGACUUCGCCUGGCCAGAUCAGUCUUACCAUCUGUACAUUACCCCUCAUCGGAUCUGCCUUCACUCGCUCGACGCGACCCGUCCGCUCUCACUUCUUGGGUGCUCUUUCGCCUCGAACAGAUGCUGCACACUAUAUCGCUUGUCUGAGUGAUCUCAUGCGGUGCUACACACGUCUGGGCAGUAUGCCUCUAGUGGUCAACACGCAAGGCUGGACCAAAGGAUUGGGAGCAGAGCUACAGUCUGCUCUAUGUGAUCUUGUCGAGCCAAGCAUGUUCAUCCGGUUCAGCUCGGCUGAAAGUAGAGAUCACUUCGAGGGUCCCGCAGCUGAGAUGGCUCAAAGAGAUUAUGUGACAAUCGAGCCAAUAGCAGACGACAUUGCAGCGAGGAGUCUGUCCGCUGCCGAUCUCCGCACGCUCAACUUGAUGUCGGACUUGCAAAGGCGAUGGCAACCUGACGGAAUGGUAAAUUGGAAUUACAACGAGCCUAUUGUCGCUACUCCGCCCUUUCUCGUUCCUUACAGCGCAGGCGAGGCAAGUGUGAACCAGAUCUUCAUCGCCGAUGCCGAGAUUGCGCCCGCCCAUGGCCUCAGAUUGCUGGACGCCAGCCUUGUCGGGCUGAUCGUGUCUGACGAACCGAUCGAGGACGCUGGAGAGCUCUUCUUGACAGGUAUGCCAGAUCCGUCUCGGUCUCACUGUAUCGGUCUCGGCGUCAUUCGGGCGAUCGACGGCAGUCAGCUGCUCCUGCAGCUCGUCACUUCCAUUCCGCCCGAGGAUCUGGAGCGAUGCCAGACUCUCGUCAGAGGUAGCGAAUUGGCUCUGCCGCUCAUCGGUAUGAUCGACUGGCGCAACGUCUCUCACGACGGCGAUCUCGAUUCUGGCGGUCUGACAGGGCCUUACCUGACGGUAGCGGGUAGUACCGGUCUAGGCGGUACCAAACGACGCGUCCGACGUAAUCUCAUGCGUGCUUCCCAGCGCUAG
Mixia osmundae IAM 14324 is the source of this 1941-nucleotide messenger RNA. RefSeq lists its product as uncharacterized. The record is from RefSeq and is a predicted model, not a curated record. Gene Ontology annotation, cellular component: nucleus. Gene Ontology annotation, biological process: cleavage in ITS2 between 5.8S rRNA and LSU-rRNA of tricistronic rRNA transcript (SSU-rRNA, 5.8S rRNA, LSU-rRNA). Bases 1 to 1941 code for a protein of 646 amino acids. Gene Ontology annotation, molecular function: polynucleotide 5'-hydroxyl-kinase activity. Lineage: Eukaryota; Fungi; Basidiomycota; Mixiomycetes; Mixiales; Mixiaceae. The transcript has 2 exons.